This is a messenger RNA of Dioscorea cayenensis subsp. rotundata (Guinea yam), 3084 nucleotides long. Its product is annotated as pentatricopeptide repeat-containing protein At4g19440, chloroplastic-like. Lineage: Eukaryota; Viridiplantae; Streptophyta; Magnoliopsida; Dioscoreales; Dioscoreaceae. The record is from RefSeq and is a predicted model, not a curated record. Gene Ontology annotation, molecular function: protein binding. The coding region runs from base 92 to 2563 and encodes 823 amino acids. The transcript has 4 exons.
AGCCGUCCAUGAUUUCCUCCAGAUCAAAUCCCAGCCGUCCAUUCCUAUCAAAACCCCUUCUCCUCUCUCCCCGCUCCGCGCUCUCACCACCAUGAGACCACCCCUCCCCCUCCGUCCCCACCGCCGCCGCCUCUUCUCGUCCGCCGUCCUCCGCCCUUCCCCUCCGCCGCCGGACGAAUCUCAUAUCCUCCGCCGCAACCUCCUCCGCCUCCUCACCCGCUCGCCGCUUGACGAGGAGCUCUGCCACGCCACCUUAUCACGCCUCUCCCCCCGUGAUCUCGACCGCCACCUCCUCGACCUUCGCCCCUCCAUCAACCCUCGCCACGCUCUCCGCCUCUUCUCCUUCGCCUCCGACCGCCUCAACUUUCCCUUCACCCCUCUCUCCUUCUCCCUCCUCCUCCACUCUCUCCUCCACGCCCGCCUCCGCGCCCCCGCCCGCCUCCUCGUCAUCCGCCUUCUUGAUCCCCUACGCUCCUCCACGCUCCUCCACUCUCUUCCGGAGCUCAUACACUCCCUCGCCGACUCCUCCCCUGACGACUCCUCCAUCUCCGCCGCCCUCGAUGUCCUCCUUCACGUCUGCUGCACUCAAUAUCCACCCGAUCACGGCCUCCCCAUCGCCGUCUCCUCUUUUCGCAUCCUCGUCGAUCGUGGCCUCUGUCCCUCCCUCCGUUCCUGCAACUUCCUUAUCUCGUCUCUCGCCAAAGCGCGCAAGCACCGUGAUGCCCGAUGGGUGUUCGAUGAAAUGCGCCGGUUUUUAUCCCCAGAUGUGUUCUCUUACACGCCUCUCAUUGAUGUUCUUUGCAAGGGUGGGAGGGUUGAAGAAGCAGUCGCACUAUUUGCGGAGAUGGAGAGCUCGGGGAUAUCUCCGACGGUUGUCACUUACAAUGCGCUCUUUGACGGGCUCUGCAAGCAUGGGAUGGUAGACGAGGCUUUGAGGUUGAAACAGAGGAUGACUGUGGAACCCAGCGUUGUGACUUUCAAUGUGUUGAUCAAUGGAUUGGUGAAAUUGGAUCGGUUUGGAGAAGCAGAUUGUUUGCUGGAUGAAAUGAAGCAGAGGAAGAUACCACCAAAUGAGUUUGUAUAUAAUACGUUGAUUGACGGGCAUUGUAGCUUUGGCAGGUAUGUAGAGGCAUUGAGGUUGCGGGACGAGAUGGUGAGGAAAGGUAUGGAACCAAAUCAGGUCACAUAUAAUUUGCUUGUGAAAGGUUUGUGUAAUGCAGGGCAAGUGGAGCGGGCAGAGCAGCUCUUGGAGUUGAUGUUGAUGAAUGGGAUUGUAGUUAAUGAGAGUGUCUUUAAUUCAGUUAUUUCUUUAAUUGCUAGGACUGGGUCGAGAUUGGAUUCUUCAGUUCGGUUCAUUAAGGAGAUGUUUUUGAGGGACUUCAAACCAGAGAGUUCUCUUCUGCCCUCAUUGAUUCUUGGUUUGUGUAAAAAUGGUAAGCAUCAGGAGGCAAUGGGAAUUUGGUUGAAGAUGGUGGAGAAAGGUUUCCAUGUGGAGGUAGUUGCUUCGAAUGCUCUCAUCCAUGGCCUUUGUGAGUUGAGGAAGGUGGAGGAAGCAGUAGCACUUCUUGAGACAAUUCUUGUCAAGGGAAUGGCAGUGAAUAGAGUUACCUUUAGCACAUUGAUAUUGGGGUGUUGCAAAGAAGGGAAAAUAGAAGAAGGACUUAGGCUUCUUGGACAAAUGGUUAAAGGAGCCAUAGAACCUGAUAUUUACAUAUAUAACAAUCUUUUACAUGGAUUGUGCGAUUCAGGCAAGAUGGAAGAGGCCAUUGGGCUUUGGAAUGAGUUGAAGUCUAAGGCUUUGGUUCCAGAUCUUUUUACUUUUAGCUCCAUAAUUGAUGGUUAUUGUAAAUCAAAGGAAGUUGAUAAAGCUAAGACAUUCUUCAAGGAGUUGGAUAAUUGGGGAUUAGAGCCAAAUGCUGUCAUUUAUAAUUCUCUUGUUUCUGGUUGUUGUGAGAGUAGUAAUAUGGAGGAAGCUUCUAAUUUAAUUGCUGAAAUGAAAGGCAAAGGUGUUUCUCCGACUGUGGUCACAUAUACUGCUCUUAUCCAUGGGUUUUGCAACGAUGGUUGCAUAGAAGAGGCUAGAAAUGUCUUCAACAAAUUGAAAGAGGAUGGUUUCCAACUAGAUGUUGUAUGUUACACUACAAUGAUUGACGGAUAUUGUAAGUUAGGUCAAAUGGACCAAGCAAAGAAACUGUUUGAGGAAAUGCGUGCUAGCAGCAUUGCACCUAAUAAGAUAACUUACACUGUGUUAAUGCAUGGCUACUGUAAGUUGGGCAACAUUAAAGAAACAUCAAGACUUCUUGAUGCAAUGGUUGAUAGUGGUAUUGUACCUGAUAUUGUUACAUACAACACAUUAAUAUUUGGGUUCUGUAAGGAUGGGAAAAUGGAGGAUGCAUUUAAGAUAUGUGAUCUGAUGUCACAGAGAGGUUUGGCUUUGGAUGAGGUUUCGUAUACUAUUUUGGUUGAUGGAUUGACCAGUUCUGGUUGUGAAAAGGAAGCUAAAUGUAUAUCUGAAGGCAUUAUUCAGUAUGGCAUUGGACCUCGGAUUGCUAAAACAUCCUAGUGAACCAAAAAGUACCCUGGCAGCAUGGAGAAUUCAGCAUCUUUGAUCUUAUUUGAUGGUUUUAACUCAUCUAUGAUCAAGGACAAAAUUCUAUCAGGUUGUUCAGAAAGAAUGACAAAGAAUAACACAAUAAUGGCUUCAACUUUGGAAACCUGCUGUUCUCAUAUAUCAGGCAGUUUAGUCGGCAAAAAUUGAAGACUAUUACCUUAUGCCAUGCAUUUCUUUCUACACAUGCUCUUGGAGUAUAUCCACCUGUCUGGCAUCAGCAAAUCAACAAGUGCCAAUCCAUGCACAAGAACAUUUUCACUACCCUGUGCUCUUCAUCAGCAUGCAAGCUUGCCUACCCAUUCUAUUUCAGAUUCAUCUAACAAGACGUCAAGAUUAAUUCAAUUUGUUAAUAUUUGAUUGCCAAUUUUGGUUUUGGCCCAUAAUUGUGUUCUUGAUAAACCUCUUCUUCCUCACAACAUUGUCAAGGAGAGGACCAGCUGAAGCCAAAGUUGGAUGAGCUCUUUCUCAUUGAU